GUGGUUGUCAGUUGUCAUUUUUGAUAACCAUAACCUUAAAAACAUUUUUGCUCUUCAUCUUCAAAGCUUAUUAAUCUUAUCCCAGUUUAUCCGUUUACCGGUAUAGAUUAUAAACCUCAUCAAGUUUAGUUUAGUUUUAAAUUUGUUCGAAUAAUUUAUAUAAAUUAAUGGUAAAAAAUGAAUAAAUUAAUAUUACCUCCGUCUCCAAAUUGGUAUGAAAGCAACAUUUCAACAUGUGCACCUGAUAAUACUUUAAUUUAUGGAGCUAGAAGUGAUAUCAUUAUUUUAGAAAAUAAUGAUCCUAAAGUAGCGGCAAAUGUAAGAGUGAUAUCCCGAGCUCAUACUCUGAAAAUACUAUGUGUAAACAUAAACAAAAAUUGGGGACAACCACAUAAACUAAUUGUUUCCUUGUCUGAUGAUAAAAUUGUCAAAGUUUGGGAUGUGGAAUCUUGCAAAAAACUAUACUCUCACAAUAAACAUCUUUCACAUAAUAAAGUGAUAGGUGCUACAUUUGCUGGAGAUGAACGGAUUAUCAGUGUUUCUGAAGAUGGUACAAUAGUUAUAUGGAAUCUCCCUUUAAAUGAAACUAAUAAUAUUAAAGAAUUAUUGGGACCUAAGGUAUCAGUAACAUGUAUAUCUACUUGUCCACAUGCAUCUUGGCUAACAGCAUUUGGUUUAAAAAAUGGAUUGGUAAUUGUUACUGAUUUAAGAAGAAGUGGUAAAGUGUUAUACAGAAUGAGAGGUCAUGAUAAGUCAGUAAUUUCUUUAUCAUGGUGUCCUGUUCCCAUAAAUAUAUUUCCCAAAAAUCCAUACAAUUUUGUUGGUCAAAAGCAAAUAGAUGAUGGAAAUAAAGAGGAAAUGGUGGAUAGUAAGCUUGAACAGCCAAAUGAUAAUGCUUUUCAAGUUUGCCAUCCUUUACUGAAAAUGUAUGGUUAUGAUGAAGAUGAUGAAAAAUAUUUGCAAAUGUAUUUACUCAAAGAAUGGGAAUUUGUUGAUCAUAAAAUAUUAGAUAGGCUGCCUACCAGCAAUCAACCAGAAAGUGACAUUACAAAUGAGUCCUCAGAGGAGAAAAUUGAUGAUUUAAUUAAAUCAAUAAAUAAUGUUGGCUCUGAAAUCAAUGAUACAGAUACCAGCAAUCAACCAGAACGUGACAUUAUAAAUAAGUCCUCAGAGGAGAAACUUGAUGUAUUAAUUAAAUCAACAAAUAAUGUUGGCUGUGAAAUUAAUAACACAGAUACCAGUAAUCAACCAGAAAGUGACAUUACAAAUAAGUCAUCGGAGGAGAAACUUGAUGUAUUAAAAAAAACAACAGAUAAUGUUGGCACUGAAAUUAAUGAUACAGAUUCAAAUAUUGACAAAAUAGUAUCUAAUACAGACACUGAAAUAAAUAAAUCUAAAACUUGUGAAGAUGUUGGUAGGGAAAUUGUUAGUACUAAACCAAUCCCUGUAGAAGAAGAACCCAGAAAAGAAUUUUUGUUAGCAUCUUCGGCAAAGGAAGGAAAUAUUUAUAUAUGGCGAGCUGGAACAGAUGGCAGAAUGCAGACAUUUUUAACUCUUCCAAAUAAAGCUAACUACCGCAAGUCUAAACAUGAUGUUGAUAAAAUGUGGAUAACAUUGUGCUGGAUUUCACCCACAGUUUUAUUAUCAUCUUCAAAGUCGUCAGAAUUGUUAGCUUGGACAUUACCUAAGCCACAAGACCAUUUAAAAGCUCAUACAGUUAUACAUAAAGAUCACAGUUCAUUGAUCUUUUCAAUAUCUGCUCCUAGUCAGUUACUAAAUGAAUACAACUGGAAGGAAACUACAGAAAUUAAUGCUUGGACAACUUCUCAAGAUCGCUUAUUGUUGAAUACUAGAAUUAAUAGUGCAAGAAGUAAUCUUGCCUGUUAUCCUACAUUUGCUGGCAAUAUACAAUCAAUACAGUUAUCGCCCUUGGAUCCUAACAGAUUGGUUAUUGGUACGUCAGAUGGAUUUAUUAAACUAUGGGAUUUAAGUCUUCCCCACACGAAUAAUAUAAUCAUGACUAGUUUUUAUCAGAAAAUUCAAGGUAAAGUUUCAGCAAUGGCUUGGCAUCCGGAAAAUGAGCUCUUGUUGGCUUUUGGAACUUCAGAAGGAAGGGUUGGUUAUAUAGAUACUAGCAAUAAAUCAAAAAUGCCUGUAAUUUUACCUCAUUAUUUUAAAUCAGAAGUCUACAAAGUAGAAUGGGCACCUGUGGAUGGAAACAAACAAAAUAUUGGAUUGUAUGCUGUGGGUGAAGGAAAUUUGAUACUUUUUGAUAUCAAUAAAUCGCCAAAAGAUCCCAUAGAAAUUGACAAACCUCAAAAGACAUUCAUCUAUUCAUUUGCUUGGAAACCAGAUUAUUCUCUAUUGCUUAUCACGACCAAAACAGGAUUUUUAAUUGUAUACUCGCCAGAUAUGAAUAUACUUUGCAAACAUUAUUUCCAGUACCGGAUCAAUGACAUUGUGUGGCAUCCAAAUGCAUCUGUUGUUGGUACUAAAGAAAGUAACUGGUUCGCAACGAUUUCUAAUACAAGAAAUGUGAUAGUAUAUGACUUCAAAGUAGAAAGUGGCAAUAAUGAUGAUAAUAUAAUAAAUAUGUAUCAAGGUGGUGCAUCAGACAUGAUUAAUGCAGUAGCUUGGAAUCCUUAUGAUCCUUCUCAGCUUGUGAUUGCUUCUGAGGUUGGAGCUGCCCAGAUAUGGGAUGUUCAGAAAAACGAAAUAGUGUCAACUUUCAUAAACCAAAGCUUUGAAGGUGUCUUAGCAGCUAUUUGGAGUCCCAUAGAUCCAGAUUUUAUGAUUUCUGCAGGAAAAGAUAGCACUUUAAAAAUUUGGAAAAUUCCAGAGCAUCCACCUUUGACUGAAAAAGAAAUAUCAUGCCAAAGAAAGACUAUUCUAAAAGAAUUGACAACAGAAGCAUCCGAUCUCUUACCAAAGAUCGAGCCAACUGUUGAAGAAACAAUUAAGAUUAAGAAACCUGCCAAAAAUGCCAUACUUCCUAAAUACUAUUCUCCAAAGAAUUCAACACAAACAGUUUUAGACCUCAAAAAAUUAUUACUUUGGGUCGAAAAUCCGACUGCUGUUGAAACAAAGAUUGGUGAUAACUGUGAAAUCGAUAUAUUGAAUAUUUUCGGAGCAAACCAAGAUAUGAUUAAUUUAAUUAGUCUCAACGAAGUGGUUCAUAAGCAAAAAGGAAAGUAUAGCUUGCACACAACAUUAUCUCUAUUUAGAGGCGAUAUUAGCACCUCUAUAAAAGAAGCGAUUCAAGAAAAAAGGGUCACUCCUGGAAUUAUUUCUCUUGCGCCUAUGGUAUCACCAAAACUUUGGCAAGCAGCAUGCGAAACUUAUGGUGAUCAAUUAUCAGAAGAGUCAAAUUCAGAUCCUCUGGAAAUCGCUACGUAUUAUUUGGCCUGCCAUAAAGUGGAGAAAGCUGUCAAUUGUCUUAGUGAUGCUUUGCUAUUUCGAGAAGCAAUAGCAUUAGCAAAAUGCAGAAUGUUGGAUAAAAAAAAAGUUGAUGACAUUAUAAGUAAAUGGGCAGCAUAUUCUGUCCAAACUGGUAAUUUUGAAAUUGCAGCUCAAUGUAACAUAUAUCUUGGAAAGUAUGAAGAAGCUGCAACAGUACUGUUCAGAAGAACUGAUUUGGAACUUCUAGAAUUUGCUAUGGAGUUAGCUGAAAAAGCUGGAAAUUCAGCUUUACAAAAAGCUGUUCUAUUCAGAUACAAUGCAUUCAAAGAUACUAAUGGCAAUAAAACUGAAGUGGAACUGCCAUCAAGACAAGAAGUUUUAAUUAAUGAUAAUAAAAUAGAGACUGCAAUAAAAAAUAGCAAUGAAAAUAUAAAUAAUGUGUUAACUACUUUGGAAAAUGACAAAGAAGAAAAUACUCAAAAUUCAGUUGACAAUCAGCGUGAAAUAAAAAUGAUAGAAAUUUCUGAAACAGAUUUAAUAGUAGAGAAACCUCUGGCUGACGUAGUCGCAGAUAUAAUUGUUACUUCAAUAGAAGAAUAAGAAUAACAUUUUAUUUUGAAUAUUGUUUUUGUUCCUUUAUGAUCUGAUUAUUAAGAUUUAACUUAACUACAAGGUGUUUUUGUUUUGUUAAGUAUCCACUGUGUGGAAUAAUUUUUUUUAUU
Psylliodes chrysocephalus is the source of this 4121-nucleotide messenger RNA. The record is from the annotation of a GenBank genome assembly. Lineage: Eukaryota; Metazoa; Arthropoda; Insecta; Coleoptera; Chrysomelidae.